AUGGUCAACACUUCAAGAACAAAGACACCACAACAACAGCAACAACAACAACAACAGGUUCAAUCGAACACACUGCCCCCUCUGAGCCCACUCGUGUCCCCUCUUCUAGGGCCGUCCUUGUCGAGCUCGGCCAGCUCAGUGACAAAUUCCCCCCUCUUGGGCACGCCGGCUCUCCAUGCGCGGCCCUCCGUUUACGCAAACCCUCAUCGACGCUCCGCCACGAGCUCGCCGCUCAUUCUUGCGUCGUCCCGGCCGCUGGCGACGGGGAUUCUUGUAGGCGGGACGGCAUCCCCCAUGGGUCCUGUGGGUCCUGCGGGCCCCACGGGCCCCACGGGCGUGCCGGCGAAGCGUCGAAAGAGCGACUCGCAUCGGCUUGCCGAGCAGGGGAGGCGUGCGCGGUUGAACAGUGCGCUCCGGGAGCUCGAGAGUCUGUUGCCUGCGGGGGUGCCAGAGACGGUCGUUGGUGGUGUAGGUGAUGGCAAUAACAAUAGUGCGGGUAAUAACAAUAGCAAUUUCAACAAUUGUAGUAAUACCAGCAUUAGCAACAACAACAGCAGCAACAAUUCCAAGGCUGCUACGGUGGAACGGGCGUGUUUGUACAUCAAGACAUUACAACAGGAACUCGAGACACUACGCAAUGGACAGCGAUGCCGAGAGUGA
This is a messenger RNA of Pichia kudriavzevii, 660 nucleotides long. RefSeq lists its product as uncharacterized. The transcript has a single exon. The record is from RefSeq and is a predicted model, not a curated record. NCBI's taxonomy places the organism in Eukaryota, Fungi, Ascomycota, Pichiomycetes, Pichiales, Pichiaceae. Gene Ontology annotation, molecular function: protein dimerization activity. The coding region runs from base 1 to 660 and encodes 219 amino acids.